Messenger RNA from Ceutorhynchus assimilis (cabbage seed weevil), 1348 nucleotides. The record is from the annotation of a GenBank genome assembly. Lineage: Eukaryota; Metazoa; Arthropoda; Insecta; Coleoptera; Curculionidae.
ACCGAAACGAAAACCGAAGUGAAGUGAGUUAAAUUUUGACGAGUACAUAUUUCCGAAAUAAUUUUUAUCAGUGAAAUAUGGAGAUGAGCAAAGAUUUUGGAAGCUGUUGCAAAGACGCAAAAUGCUGUUCAACUGAAACUUGCACUUGCAAAGACUGCAAGUGCAAAACUGAUAGGAAAUGCUGUAGUUGCUGUUGCUUCAAUGGAAAAUGCUGCCCGGAAGGUGAUUGCUGUGAGGCCAAUUGUACUUGCAAGGAUUGCGAGUGCAAGGAAGAUGCCAAUUGCUGUUGCCAAAACGGCAAAUGCUGUCCGGAAGGAAACUGCUGCUCCAAUCAAGCCAAGACUUGUGUUUGCAAAGGCUGCAAGUGCAAAACUGAUCAAGAUUGUUGCAGUUGCUGUUGCAUUAAUGGAAAUUGCUGCUCUGGAGGAGAAAAGUGCGUUUGCAAGGAUUGCAAGUGUAAAAAUUCCAAAGCUGAUUCUUGUUGUGUUGACUUGAAAGAUUGCAAAAUUACCUGCAGUGUGACUUGUGUUCGCAAGGACUGCAAAUGCAAUCCAGAUUGUUGCAAAGAAGGCAAAUGCUGCCCAAAAGGAGAUUGUUGCUCUGGAGGCAAAGAAUGUGUUUGCAAGGAUUGCAAAUGCAAUCCAGAUUGUUGCAAAAAUGGCAAAUGCUGUCAAAAAGGAGAUUGUCGCUCUGACGGAAGAGAUUGUCUUUGUAAGGAUUGCAAAUGCAAAAAUUCCAAAACCGAUUCUUGCUGUGAUGACUCAGAAGAUUGUAAAAUUACCUGCAAUGUGAGCUGUGUUUGCAAGGACUACAAAUACAAACCUAAGUGUUGCAAAGAUGGCAAAUGCUGUCCAAAAGGAGAUUGUUACUAUGAGGGAAAAGAAUGCGCCUGCAAGGAUUGCAAAUGCAAACAUUCUAAAAUUGAUUCUUGCAAAAUUACCUGCAGCGUUACUUGCUAUUGCAAAUGUAAUGCUAAAUGUUGCAAAGAAGGAGAAAAGUGUGUUUGCAAGGAUUGUUGCAACAAAGGUAAAUGCUGUCCGAAAGGAUAUUGUUGCUCUGAAGGAAAAGAGUGCGUCUGCAAGGAUUGCAAAUGCAAAAAUUGCAAAUUCGAUUCAAAUGAAGAAAAGUGCUGUCUCAAACCAAAACAAUGCAAAUCUGGGGAAACCACUGAAGACAAAAAAUGCAAAACUGGAAAGUCUUUUGCUAAGAAAUCAAAUUAUCAAUAAUAAUUUAUCCUUUAUAUCAAUCAAUUAUUUUAAUCAUUAUUAUUUAUAUGUGUCCUCUCGUUUUUAUUCUAAUCGGUGAUUUCACCGAUGAGUUAUCUUUAUUUAAAUGUUUACAGCUGUAU